This is a messenger RNA of Labrus mixtus (cuckoo wrasse), 7678 nucleotides long. Its product is annotated as membrane-associated guanylate kinase, WW and PDZ domain-containing protein 2-like. The record is from RefSeq and is a predicted model, not a curated record. Lineage: Eukaryota; Metazoa; Chordata; Actinopteri; Labriformes; Labridae. Gene Ontology annotation, cellular component: dendrite; cytoplasm. Gene Ontology annotation, molecular function: SMAD binding; type II activin receptor binding; beta-1 adrenergic receptor binding. The transcript is spliced from 23 exons. Gene Ontology annotation, biological process: receptor clustering; signal transduction. Bases 301 to 4881 code for a protein of 1526 amino acids.
CAGAACCAUUCAUCUCUCCCCUCCUUCAGGCUUCACAUCCGGGUCAUCCGCCAGUAUCUGUCUCUUGCGUCUGUGUGUCUGACAGAGUAAUAAUUAUUUCAUCCGCCGCCGCCGCCGCCGCCGCCGUGCUGUACUGCAGCUCUCUGCCGGACUGCGCGGCUCGCCGAGCGGACACUUUGCGUGGCGUGCACCGCUGAUGUCGGAGCCACGGGCGCUGUGAAGGCUGCAGCCGGUUGGAGGGAUGAGACGGUAGGAGGCUUUUUCUAUGGGCCAGUCCGCGGUGAUUAACUCGCCCUAACGAUGUCUAAGAGCCUCAAGAAGAAAAACCACUGGACCAACAAAGUCCACGAAGCGGUGAUAACCCGCGGGAAGGAAGGGGAGCUGGGGUUCGAGCUGAAGGGGGGCGCGGAGAUCGGCCAGUUCCCUUACUUCGGCGAGGUGAAGCAGGGGAAGGGACUGAUCCAGAGCGGCAAACUGGCCCAGGAUGAGCUGCUGCUGGAGGUCAACAACAUGCCGGUGGCCGGGCUCACCACCCGGGACGUGCAGGCUGUGAUUAAACACUGCAAAGACCCGGUCCGCCUCAAAUGUGUCAAACAAGGGGGGGUGGUUGACAAGGAUUUGCGGCACUACCUCAACCUGCGCUUCUCUAAGGGCUCGGUGGACCACGACCACCAGCAGAUCAUCAGAGACAACCUCUACCUCCGCACUGUUCCCUGUACCACCAGGCAGCCCAAGGAGGGGGAGGUGCCAGGGGUGGACUACAAUUUUGUGAGUGUGGAGCGUUUUAUGGAACUGGAGCAAAGUGGAGCCCUGCUAGAGAGUGGAACCUAUGAAGACAACUUCUACGGCACACCAAAACCUCCAGCGGAGCCGUCCCCCGCAGCACCUCCUCUGAAUGUAAGUGAGGCCUUGCUGCCUGGAGCCCGGCCCAGCGCCCAGGGCAAGAGGAAGAGGAACCAGUCAGUCAGCAACAUGGAGCAGCGUGCCAGCCUGGAGCCUCCCGAGGAGGAGGAAGAGGAGAGCCCGGUUGUCAAUGGUAACGGAGUGGCCAUCACCCCAGAGUCCAGUGAGCAUGAGGACAAGAGCACAGAUGCCUCUGGGGAGGUUGCUGUUGACGCCUCCAUUCAACCCCCACCCUCCAUUGAGCCCCCCACAGAAGGAGAAGAGGCCCCAAAAUCUCCCUCUGAAUCCCCGGCCAAAGUCCCAGACGCAGAUGAAGAAGAACUGGGGCCUCUCCCUGACAACUGGGAAAUGGCAUACACUGAGAAGGGGGAGGUUUACUUCAUAGAUCACAACACCAAAACUACAUCGUGGCUGGAUCCUCGGCUCGCAAAGAAAGCAAAGCCGCCAGAAGAAUGCAGCGAAGACGAGCUGCCCUAUGGCUGGGAGAAGAUCGAUGACCCCAUCUACGGCAGCUACUAUGUAGAUCACAUAAAUCGAAGAACUCAGUUUGAGAAUCCAGUCCUGGAAGCCAAGAGACGUCUGGAGCAGCAGAGACAGAUGCAGAGUCAGGGACUCUCUGCUCUGCCACUGCCCACCAUAUACAGAGAGAAGCCAUUGUUUACGAGGGACCCGACCCAGCUGAAGGGCACCUUCCUGUCAACAGACCUGCAGAAGAGCAACAUGGGAUUUGGCUUCACGAUCAUAGGGGGCGAUGAGCCGGACGAGUUCCUGCAAGUGAAGAGUGUAAUACCCGAAGGACCUGCUGCUCAGGACGGAAAGAUGGACACAGGUGAUGUCAUCGUCUACAUCAACGACAUCUGCGUGCUGGGGACCACACACGCGGACGUCGUCAAGCUUUUCCAGUCCGUGCCCAUCGGUCAGAGUGUCACCCUCGUGCUCUGUCGGGGCUAUCCUCUGCCCUUUGACCCCGAGGACCCGAGCGGCGCGGCGAGCAGCUCCAUGACGCCCAUUGGCCUGGAGCAUCGCCCCCUAGUGGUGAACGGCCGCGGCAGUUACGACCCCUACCUGGAGUAUCUGUCGCUGAGCUCCCAGCUGCCUCCUCAGGCUCUGGCGCAGGCCUCGCACCCAGGGGACACACAUCUGGACGGCUCCUCGCUGCCACCCACCACACCCGGUUCGGCGUCGGCGCUCACGCCUCACGAGGACAACGUGUCGAUGGCGUCCUCAGGGACUGCGGGGAUUGCUGGGGCCACGGCACAAGCUGCAGAGCUCCUGACGGUUACUAUGGUGAAAGGAUCGGAGGGAUUUGGGUUCACUAUCGCAGACAGUCCCACUGGUCAGCGAGUGAAACAGGUGCUGGAGCCCGGCUCGCAGGGCGGGUCUGGGCUGAUAGAGGGAGACCUGAUCCUGGAGGUGAACCAGCAGCCAGUGGCUGCAGCGGGACAUGGGAGAGUGGUAGAGAUGCUCAAAGAGUGUCCUGUUGGAGCUGAGGCGACACUUCUCAUACAGAGAGGAGGAACAGGUCACAUCUCUCCAUGGAAGGCCUCCAAACAGUUGCCUGACCAGUGGGACCCCCAUGGCAGCCCCCAAGCGAACCUUUCAGGCCCAGUCCUCCCACCAGGCACACCCUUCCCGAACCAGCCACAGCACCGCACAUCUGUGCCCGACUCCACUGAGGGCUUUGACCUCAACAAACCCGACCCUUACGACCUGUACGAGAAGUCGAGGGCCAUCUACGAGAGCCGGCGUCCAGAGUACGAAGAGGUGGAGGUGCAUCUGCUGAGGGAGAAGACCGGGUUUGGCUUCCGUAUCCUGGGGGGAGACGAGGCCGUGCAGGCUGUGAGUCCGGACGCCCGUGACAAGAUUGUUAUUGGUGCCAUAAUAGAGAACACUCCGGCUGAGCGCGACGGACGGCUUCGACCCGGGGACGAGCUCAUCUCUGUAGAUAAAAACGUGGUUGCUGGGAAACCACACAAAUACGUCAUCGACUUGAUGCACGCAGCUGCUCGCAACGGUCAAGUCAGCUUGACUGUGAGAAGGAGAGUGCAAAUGCCCGGUGAGCUGUGUCCUGUGAACGGUCGUAGUCCCGGCUCGGUGUCCACACAACACAGCUCUCCACGAAGUGACGCAGCCUCAGCUCUGGGCCCUUCGGUCCUCGCUAUCCCCUCUGCCACCUCUCCUCCAGAGGGCUCUGCCCUGCAAACCAGCGAUGUGGUUAUUCAUCGAAAGGAGAACGAGGGCUUCGGCUUCGUUAUCAUCAGCUCCCUGAACAGACCGGAAAAUGCCGCCGUCAUCACUGUGCCUCAUAAAAUAGGACGAAUCAUCGAGGGCAGCCCUGCAGACCGCUGUGGGAAGCUGAAGGUGGGCGACAGGAUCCUGGCUGUAAACGGACAGUCCAUCAUCAGCAUGCCGCACGCCGACAUAGUCAAGCUCAUUAAAGACGCUGGGCUAACAGUCACACUGCACAUCAUACCAGAGGAAGGUUCUCAUUCUGGCCCCAGCUCUGAGAAGCAGAGCCCCAUGACCCAGAAACAUAGCCCCCAGACCCAGCCCAGCCCUGUAGCCCAGCCUGGCCAAGGAGGCGCCCAGCCCGGCCAAACGGUAGCUCAGACCGGUCAAGCGUCCAUCCAGCCCGGCCAAAUACCAGCCCAGACGAGCCAAACAGUGACUGGCCCUCAUGCACCAGCAUCCUCCCAGAAUGCACCUGCUGGAACCCAGCAUAGCCCAGUGACCCAGGCAUCCGGACUCCCUCCUCAGCUCUACCUGCAUGAUGGCAGGUCAGAGGUCAAAGCCAGACAGGACGUCAAACCUGACUACCGCCAUCCUCCGUUCACUGAUUACAGGCAACCUCCGGUAGACUAUCGUCACCCACCGGUCGUUGACUACAGACAGCCCCCCACGCUGGACUACAGACACCCCCCUGGUCUGCUGGACUUCAGGCAGCACCCUGCCGCUGCACAGUUCCCUCUGGGGAUUCCUGCGGACUUCAGACUUCAGGACUACGAUUACUUCACAGUCGAGCUGGAGAAAAGUUCAAAGGGUUUUGGCUUCAGUAUCCGCGGCGGCAGAGAGUACAAGAUGGACCUGUUUGUGUUGCGGCUCGCUGAGGACGGACCUGCCAUCCGUAAUGGAAGGAUGAGGGUCGGGGAUCAGAUCAUCGAGAUCAACGGAGACAGCACCCGGGACAUGACUCACGCCCGCGCCAUUGAACUCAUCAAAGCGGGAGGCCGGCGGGUGAGGCUGCUGCUCAAGCGAGGCACGGGACAGGUGCCUGAAUAUGACUGUAACGACCCCCGGGAUUCCAUUUCUACAACCCACCCUGCCCUGCAGGAAGUGACCCCAGAACCCCGCCCAACUCCAUCACUCUCAUCCCAUCCGGCCUCAGCCCCAGACUCCCCUCAUCAGCUCCCUCUAGAGGCCACAGUGUGCACGGCAGACAAAGCUCCACAGCUCACAGACCACUGCUCCGUCAGAGUGGCUGCAGCAGGUGGCAGGACCACCCAGCAGAAGUGCAGCGUCAGGGGGCAGGGAACCCCUCAAGGGUCGUCUGGAGAGGUGGACAGUGGACCAGGAGACAGACAGGCUCGCGCUUUGCCUCCCAAAGGCGUCCUGGGGAGGUGUGUUGAAAGGAGAGAGCGGCAGAGGGACACGUGCUCCCCCUGCUGUGAGAGGAAGGGUCUGCACAGUCAGGCCGUGACAGCUCUCUGGCCCUGGGACCAUUAUGCGAGUGUGAAUGGAGCCAGUCUGGGCGGUAGAGACGGUCAUGUCGGCCUCCAGGAAAGACUUGUUUCUAGAAGUCUUUUCCCCAGAGAAGAUGAGAGAUCCAUCGGCCACAGCGGGCUCUGCUGCCCCUCUAAAACCCUGGAAGAUUCUCAUGUGAGGAGCGCGUCAACAGCCUCCCCUGGACCCUGGAACGUCCCCAGGUCUGACCAACUGCCUGGCACUCUGAGGUCCUGGACCUCUACAGUGAGCAGGUAGAAUGGAUCUUGCUGGUUCUGGACUGGAUCACACUUGUCAGGUUCCCCAAAACUCUCCUUCCCCCCUCUCAUUCCAGUUUUCUACCCUGUCUUCUUCUAAGAUCAUAGUUUAUGUUUCAUUUGUGCUGAUGAGAUAAUUAUUACACCUACCACCUUAAAAAAAAAUCAGAGGAACAUUAACUCAGUGUGUCGGCAUGUAGGACCCUGUUGUAAUCAAAGAUGGAGCGGGCAUCGUCUUAUGUCCGAGCGGGGGGGCCGUGCUUUCAUCAUGUACCUUUAACUGCUCGAGCGCGUCCGGCACAGAUUGGUUAGCAGCGUCGCCUCAGAUGGAACAAAGAUCCUCACAGGAGACAGACAUAUGUUCAUCCAAGAGAUUUACUUUUUGCUCCGUUUUCUCUGUGCAGCAGGAAGAGCGGGACUACCAAUCUGUCGGAGGGAGGCAGAGACACUGAAACUCCUCGAGGACAUGGCACUGACCCAAGUGACAGCCUGGUUAACCCCAACAUAUGUUAGCACUCACAUGCCUAUAUCAUAUACUGUAAAUGUAAAGAUGUGACAAAUUAUGUACAUUUGGUUAUCUCAAAAAAAAACAACAGACCUGUUGGUGUUUUUUUGAGGCCAUGUUGUAGUUAGAAACAUUGUAAAGAAAAAGAUAUAACACAGGACGGUAUUUUAGGAUGACUAAUGACAUGACCUCGUCUAUAACUACAUAUCAAAGACUGUGCAAAGUCAUCGAACCCCAGACCGCUGUUGGAGGCGGUGGUCGUGUGCAUGGAUAUAAACCACCAUGUCGUUUUUAACAGGGACUCUCGUGUCUCUCAGAGGUAGAAUAAUAGAAGCUGACAGCUGGCUACUCGUGUGAGACAAACAGAUAAUCUUGUUAUUUUCCAUCCAAUUGAACUUUUUGAGUGACUGAAAAAGUCGGCUUAGUAAGAAACUCACAGUACUUCUCUGAGUCGUGUGCACCACUUGAUCAUAACCAUGCAGACGUUGUGCAGAAUUAUGUGUUAUGUAUUCAUUUAAGGCUCCAACUAAAGAAUCUGUCCAGUCUAUAUCUCCCAUUUCUAUGCCUUUUUACUGUGCUACGUGUACCACAUCACUGUGGGAGAGGGGCGUCGGUGUGAGGUCGAGGAGGCCGAUGGUUAUGAGGUGGGGGGGGCGGGAGUGCCUUACUCAAACUAAUGCACAGCUGUCCGAUUUGUUUUGGGAACUGAAUGCAACAUAGAUGUUAGUGACCAUGCACACAUAUCAGCAAAACUGUUUUCUUUCUGACUUAACACCGAGCAGUAUUUACAGUCAUCUCGAUGCACUCUCAGCUUAUCAUUGUCGAUGAUCGCCCUCGUCCCCCCACACAUGUUUAACGGGGAUCAGAUGUAGCCUGUAGCAUUACAUCCUCUCCUGGGAGAGUGGAACAGUGAUCCCUUGUUGUUUCAAAUGACUUUUUCUUUCAGCUUCAUUUUGUCCAUUGUGUAAAAGAAAAUCGGUGAAGUUUGAGGUUGUUGCAGGCAGAACUCUGAACCCUGAUCUGUGAAAUACAAACGCAGUAAAAAAGUGUUUGAUCACAAAGUUUUGAUACUUGGUAGAGUCGAGGCGUGCUGCUGCAUGAUACAGACACCAGAGAUGAAGAUUUCACUUUUCCUCAUCUCUAGAAAAAAUGAAUCACAAGCGCGAGCAAAUGUUUCCCAUGGAGCCUUUAGGUUAAAGGCUUUAUAUGUGAUUCUUCACACUUAAAUGUAAUAGAAAUCAAGUAUAUCCUCUGAAAAUAACUCUGUGAGUCAUGACUGUCUACAAUGGGUGUAACACCCGAGUCCCACUGUCUGUGAUGUUUUCAGAGUUUUCAGAGUCCUAUCUUCAGUUUGUUUACAUCGCCCAGACGGCCGGCUGACUCCUCCCCUCGUGUAUAAAAGUUGUUUAAUUGAGGGACUAGAGAAAAGAAGAAUAACAUACUGUACUCACUGCUUAACUGUGUUUCUAGAUCACGCUCAUUUCAGGUAAAUUUACAUGCAGUGUGAAGAUGCGAGCAUAAUAAAGAUCGCUAGCAUUAGCAUGCUAACACAACAAUGCAGCGCAACGCCAGUUGUUUUGGUUUCAUGCUGGCAUAUAAAGCCUUUAAGUCCAGUGACGCAGGGAAAAAGAGGAUGCACUCUCCAAGUAUUUUAUCAGUGCCUAAGAAUGUAAGCUAAGUAGCUCACUUCACGUUUGUUAGCGAAUGUAAUGUAGGCUCUAUAUAAAAAUGUUAUGUGACCCCAUGUGUCAGUGCCUGUGCACUACUUAGCUUCUCUCUUGGAAGAAUCCUAUUUUAGGUACUGGACUAACCGAUCUGAAAACAACCAAUCCUUGCUACCUGCGAUAGGAAAUUUUUACGUUCACUGUAUCCGACAUUUCAGCACGUCACCGGGGCUGAUUCUGAAAUGCUCUUUGCCGUUUUUUGCUUUACUCGAUGGGAGUUUGUUGUUUAUAACACUCCAAAAAAUCUUGGCAAAAAAAAGUAGUUGUUUUCAGACUGGAAGUGGUUUGACUCACACAGGGCUGUAAAUGAUACUGUAUGUACCAAAACUGUACAGUAUAGAUGUUAUUAGCACCAAUGUGAGAAAAUGUAUACAGAAAUUUGCAUAUAUUUUUUGUAAGACAAGUUUUAUUUUCCAUAGAACUUAUUUAUAUCAUUUACCGUCUGUUUUUAUUUGAAACCAAUGUAUGUGAAAAAAAAUUGUUGUAAAUACAUUUUAUUUCUUAAGAUAAGACUUGGUAGUGUGAUUUAUACUCUUGAUCAGAACCUCUCAAUAAAUGGUUCAAAAAUA